Messenger RNA from Funneliformis geosporum, 1708 nucleotides. The record is from the annotation of a GenBank genome assembly. Lineage: Eukaryota; Fungi; Glomeromycota; Glomeromycetes; Glomerales; Glomeraceae.
AUGAUGAAAAAGUAAAUGAAAUGAAAGUUAAUGAUGAUAAAUUUGUUUUAUAUGCAUGGGAAAGUAACAUUCGAACCUUUCAAAUGUCAAAAGAAAAAUCAAUUAAACCUACUUUAUUGAAUAAGAGUUUUCAUUCACUUUAUUUCAAAAACGAUGGCGAUCUUGUUUUAUCUGUUUUAUCACACGACUUGUCCUAUUAUUCUUACAUCAGGAUAUUGAUUUAUUCUCACAUUGACGGUAAAUUAAAAUUUAAAAAAUCUCGUAUGGUCAAUUCAGACAAAGAACGUAAAGUAAUGAUUGAGAAUAAUAAAAUAUGGGUCAUAACUUCAAAUAAUUUAUUUAAAUGGGACUUGGAUAAAUUUAGAUUCGAAUUUAGUUAUUCGCUUGAGUUUGACGGAAAUGACGUUGAAAAUAUUAUAAUGAGAAAAAAUUUAAUUUUGUUAAAAUAUAAUGAAAAAAUUUCGAUUUAUUUAAAAGAAAUCCAUUUUCCAAUUCGAAAUAUUCAAAUAGAAAGUAACAUUUCGGUUAGAAUUUUAAGCAAUAACUAUUUUUUGACUUUUAAUUUGGCCAAGGAAGACGAGAAACAAGAUAUAAUCUUACAUCACACAACUGACAUCAAUAAACAAGCCGUAGAGACAAAAAUCUUUAAUGAUGAUAACCCUGAGAAUGGUUUCAUCCUUUUUGAGUAUAAUCCAGAAUCGAGGAGAGCAUUUGGAUUCGUCGAUGGAAAAAUUUCAAGUGUUAAUUUAACCGAAUUUAAUUGGCAUGAAUGGUUUGUGGCCAAUCAUAAAGAUGAUGAAAUUGUUGUUGGUUGGAAUACUUACUUGAAUCAAAUCUCCGAAAGUCCAUUCAAUGAUACUAUGGUUUUUCCCGAUAUGGAAAAUGCGUUAGCGUUAGUUUCAAAAGCUUUACCAAAUCGAAAAAAGGUGGAUGAUACAAAUCCUAUAGAUAUAAAUUUCAAUAAUCAAAAAUAUAAAUGGAGAAUAGAUCAGAAAAAUAAGAAACUCUCAAUUGAUGAACUUCCCUCAGAUACAAACGAAGAAUUAUGUUCGAGAGAAUUGAAAGAAUUUGAACUAGUUGGUAUUCAUUGGAGAAUUCUAGAUAAUAAUGCAUUAGCAUUACGUCAAACUAUGCAAAAUGUUAAAACAAAAUAUCUAUACAUCACAAUAUACAAAUAUGAUAUUACUAAUGAAGAAAUUAAAAUAUCUAGAUUACCAAUAAUGAAUUUCGAAGCCGUUUUAAAAAAGAAUUCUCAUGAUAAUCCUCUUGAUACUUUAUGUAAAGAAUGGUUAAAAGGUUUCAUAGAGGACGAUAGAUGUCUUGCAAUAUACGGAAAAACUUUAUUACAAAAAUUAAUCAAUCAAAAGUCAAUUGAUUAUAUAGAAAAGGUUUAUAGUAAAUGCACAAAACUAGUUAAAGAAAACCCAAAAAAGAAUCUGAAAUUUCUCAAUUUUAUAACAUUAAAUAUGGAAGAUUUAUAUGAAACUUAUCCCGAUCUCAUAGCAAAAUUUAAUUCUGAAAUGUUCAUGUUCUUAGACCCUUCUAAGGAAGAUAUUGUCUCUGAAUAUCUAAAUGACGAUUUUCAUACUUUUAGUGAAGAAAUCGAAAUUGAAAGGGAAAUAUCAAAGUUUGGUUUUAUAAAUGAUACUUUUAGAUAUUUUGGAAAUCAAGAUUCAUUAUCGUCUUGGACACCGUCUGAAAACAGGAC